CUGUAGUGAUGUUGGACUUCCGUAGGACGCCUUGCUAUGAUCUGUGGUCUACGCAGAAGUCUGAAGUCUUAGAUGCAGAUGUCGCGUAUGUCGGUUGUGCCAGUUACAUUCCAUCCCUUUGUGACCCACUCUUGAAUGCAUUGAACAAACUAUCAAUAAGCCCGGAUUCUCCCGAUCGUCUUUCUGGCAGCGGAUAUCAUACUGGAGGUAACAUUACGGCUGUUGUUCGUAGUCCAGAUUCUGAUGCUGUGUACCCGAAGAUGAGUAAAUCAACACAUCGCGAUUUUGAUGCUGCUAGAUUAAAUCCCUUUGGUGGUUCAUCAAACUACAUGGAGACUUUUGAGAACUUAUAUGAACGUGGACACAGUACUCAGCCUGAAAUCCGGUUACCGAGAUCAGAUGGCAUUUUCAAUCAUAGUCCUGUCGCCUAUGGUGAUGUAAACAAAACUCUAUUCACUAACAAAACCAACCAGUUGGUUUCAGUCAGAAAAGUUGAUUGCCCUCUUCCUUGUGAGAAGUACCCUGCAAAUCCGGUUAUUGAUGGAGGUGCCUGGAAUGACUUCCCGCUGCGCGAUGCAAUUGGGGCAGCUCUUGUUAUACUUACUAGUAAAUCAAAAGCAUCUGGAUGUCGUCGAGUAAUGUCCCGUUUUUCCCAUAGAAAUAAGAAGUGGGAUCGUGAGACGUUAAGGCUUCACUCUUGGUUCAACUCUUUUUGCCUGUUAGAAAUGCCUGCUUCUCUUAAACAAAUAUUCCUGUCAGUCCGCAGAAAGUUGGAGGAAGAUUAUGUUCUAUGUGCAUUUUGCCGGAACAAUGGCGAAUUACCCGAAAUAUACAUAACUCAUGAAGUAAGUGAUGCUGUUUCCUACGUUUACUUGUUCAUUAGGAAUGUUUUUAUUACUAUUGUUUUGUUUAUUAUUUGUGGUCAAUAUUGCUUAUUUCAGGUUAGAGAUCAAGAUGGUCGAGUGACGUGUCCGGUGCUACGUGUACUGUCAUGUCCCAACUGCCAUGCGACCGGUGAUCAUGCUCAUACAAUCAGAUACUGCCCAUACCCUAGGCAACUUUAGUUCUGUACUGACCUUUUUAAAUAUCCACUGUCUUAUUAUUGUUUACGUAUGAUUGUCAUUAUGUUACUUUAUUACUUAGAUUUUUGACUUUAUUUUUAUACAUCUUAAUAUGGAUUUAUGCUUAUUAUGUCCUAAUAAACUAAGUUAUAUCC
Messenger RNA from Schistosoma spindalis, 1216 nucleotides. The record is from the annotation of a GenBank genome assembly. NCBI's taxonomy places the organism in Eukaryota, Metazoa, Platyhelminthes, Trematoda, Strigeidida, Schistosomatidae.